Brassica napus (rape) is the source of this 948-nucleotide messenger RNA. RefSeq lists its product as uncharacterized. The transcript is spliced from 2 exons. Gene Ontology annotation, biological process: DNA integration. Lineage: Eukaryota; Viridiplantae; Streptophyta; Magnoliopsida; Brassicales; Brassicaceae. The record is from RefSeq and is a predicted model, not a curated record. Bases 1 to 948 code for a protein of 315 amino acids. Gene Ontology annotation, molecular function: nucleic acid binding.
AUGUUCUGUGAUGCUCAAGCUUUCAUCUCCAUGUGCAACUCGUGCCAAAGACAGGGGAACAUCAGCAAGAGGAACAAGAUGCCUCAGAAUUUCAUACUUGAGAUUGAGGUGUUCGACUGUUGGGGAAUUGAUUUCAUGGGACCAUUCCCACCUUCGUACAAGAACGAGUACAUUCUAGUCACGGUGGACUAUGUCUCAAAGUGGGUAGAAGCAAUCGCCAGCCCCACUAUUGACGCACGUGUUGUGACCAAGAUGUUCAAAACUAUAAUCUUUUCAAGGUUUGGAGUACCUAGAGUGGUCAUAAGCGAUGGAGGGACCCACUUCAUCAACAAGACAAGUGGCCAAGUGGAAGUGUCUAAUAGAGAGAUCAAGAGAAUCAUGCAGAAAAUAGUCGGAACUACACGCAAGGAUCGAUCUCUUAAAUUAGAUGAUGCACUAUGGGCUUACAAAACAACUUACAAGACGCCACUCGGAACCACUCCAUAUCACCUGGUCUAUGCCAAGGCGUGUCAUCUCCCAGUGGAACUAGAGUACAAGGCAGCAUGGGCUGUCAAACUGCUCAACUUUGAUAUCAAAUCGGCCAAGGAGAGGCGUUCCAUCCAGAUUCAAGAGCUCGAAGAGAUCAGGCACCUGGCUUAUGAGAGCACAAAAAUCUACAAGGAAAAGACCAAGGCAUAUCAUGACAAGCGGAUCAUCAGCGGAAGCUUUGAACCGAAUGAUCGAGUCUUGCUUUUCAACUCCAAGCUGAAGCUGUUCCCUGGGAAGUUGAAGUCCAGAUGGUCUAGCCCGUUUACUAUCAAGGAGGUCCGACCAUAUGGAGCAGUUGUGUUGAUGGACCCUAAUGGGAGAGAGUCCGUUGUUAAUGGACAGCGCCUCAAGCCAUACCUUGCUGAAACAACAAUCACAGAAGGUGAAGAAAUUCCCUUAUGCGAUCCCUCCACAGCCUAA